Sphaeroforma arctica JP610 is the source of this 778-nucleotide messenger RNA. RefSeq lists its product as hypothetical. Lineage: Eukaryota; Ichthyosporea; Ichthyophonida. The record is from RefSeq and is a predicted model, not a curated record. The annotation marks the transcript as partial. The transcript has 5 exons.
ACAAGGCGAUGAUGUUAAUGUUCUUUCCGGCAUUUAUUCCUCCGACCCCCCCUCCCCCACACCAAAAAACAAAACAAAAAAAACAGUCCUGAAAACUAAGAGAAAGUUCCCGAAUGAUCCCAAAUUUGUUUCGCGAACCGGUGCGCUGAUAAGUGCCAAUUCUGUUGGCGAAAUGAGCCAGUACUGCUUCUUCAGCUUACCGCGUACCAACCCACGUGAGGAACCGAAGAUGAAUAUACGUAAGGCGUGGCGUAGGAGUCGUGCUCACUCAGACAGCCGCUCAGGUUCAGACUCAGCAUCCAAUCAGGACUCGGACCGGUCGACUGCAGGGCCUUUGCUGCGCGCCUCGCUUGCACACGCGCUGAAACACGACUUCCCCAACGAAGACUCUGAGAGCGACGGGUUUGCCAGUUCAGACAAUGACGAAGAAGACCUUUCCAUGUACAUCUCAUGGAGUCUAGUAUAUGAGGUGUACCAUGUGCCAGCCAACCGAUUGGUGCCCAGUGCGGUAGGGCUGGGCGUGGGAGGCUUCGUGGGGAUUGAUAUGGGGUCGAUUAGCGAUGAGGAUACGAAUUCAAAGGCCAAUGGGAGGACAAACGCACGGUCGUUGAGAUGGGUACCCAAUACGUUGUUGGGGGUGGGGGUGCUGCCUUUGUACACCCGAGGUAUAGCCGCUACUAACGCAGCACGCACAGCAACACUCUAUUCCACCUUUGAGGAGUGUCUCGAGCGAUACGACGCUGUGGCUAGCAAGCACAGACCCAAGGAAUCAAGGUGA